Molecule: messenger RNA, 2025 nt
Organism: Chelonus insularis
Lineage: Eukaryota; Metazoa; Arthropoda; Insecta; Hymenoptera; Braconidae
Gene: sigmar
Product: Tumor necrosis factor alpha-induced protein 8-like protein sigmar
Exons: 5
Coding region: 522-1157 (211 amino acids)
Biological process (GO): regulation of apoptotic process
Cellular component (GO): cytoplasm
Source: RefSeq, a predicted model, not a curated record
AAUAACUUGAGGUGGGUAUGCGACUGCGAAUCAUGAAACAGAACAGAAACACAGUUGGAGUCAGUCACAGUGAACGUUUGGAAGUGCUAGGAGUAAGUUGUAUGUUGAACAUAAUAACUUUCGGUUGAUUGUACACAUGGACUAAUAAACAUACACAGUGUUAUUCAGUAACUUUUAAAUAAUUAUUUUAAACAAAACUAAGUCUAGUGUGGUGAACUAAUUGUAAAAGUGUUCAUACUUUUUUUGUCUGAAAAUAAAUAAAUGACAGAGUGAGAGAAAAAUAUUUAUAAUUCAACAUCGCAAGAGAUUCAUUUAACUCUAUCGAGGUGGCGUGGGGUACUGCUGUAAUGGAGUUACAAAGCUGGCUUCUGUAUCAUCUAGUAGCCGCUACCGACUGCAAUCGAGUUUGCUGAAAGUUCAUUCAUUACGUAUUAACAAAAAUUUUGGCUGCAUUUAAAAAUCAGUAGCACUGUCAUCCCAUUUGCAACUGAAUUACAUACUCUUAAGGCCAUUGUUUACCAAUGUUUGAUGUCAUGCAGUCGGCAACUACUGGUGGAGGAGUAUACUCAGGAGGCGUUGCGUCAAACAGCCGAGCACGGGAUCUAGGUCUAAGAGCACAAAAGAAAAUUCUUGGACGAGUUGUGUCGUCAAAUGCGGGAAGAUCACUUUUUAUAGAUGAUUCUACCACUUCUUUACUUGACAAUCUUUUCAAGUUGAUGGAAAAGGCUACUAAAAACAACCCCAAUUUGGAUAAAAAGCAGCCUGAAAAAGUGUUGAAAAACAUUGUAAAAUUAUCAAUUAAAGUCGGUCUCCUCCAACGUAAUCAACAACUAAAUCCAUCAGACGACUCAAAAAUCCACGAAAUUGGAUCCAGUUUGAGAGCUGCAGCCAUGGCUGUAGUAUCUUUUUAUGAGCUAGAUUUUAGUUUCGACAGAGUCUACUUAACAAGAUCCCUGGAACGAUGUCGAGCCGCUAUACAAGACUUGAUAAGACCUUAUUUGACAGAUAAAUCCCAAGAAAGAUGUGACCAAAUUUUCGACUUUCUUACCAACUCGGAUUUUCUUGAUUCUAUAUUUAAACAAAAUUCCGAGUAUAAACCAAUACUCGGUGCACUCGUCGAAGAUAUUAACAAAGCCUUAGAUGCAGGUCAUCUUUGACUUUCUACCUUCUAAUGGUUUAGCAACAAUAUAUCAAACUAUUUUUCUCGCAGAAUAUGAUUAGAGUAAACGGGAACAUUUAUAUAUUCCUUCAAUAUUUAUUGUACUAUACCCCCACGGCCUUGAGCUUAGCACGAUUUCACUGCAUCCAUUGUCUACGACCUAGUCACAGACAUUUAAUAUUUCCCUAAAGAGAAUGAUAAUGUUCAUUCAUCAUUGUCAACAAAGAAUUUACUUAAUCUAGUUUUUUACUUUUUAUAAUUUCUUUAUAGAGACAAAACAAAGUUAUAAAUUAUUUAUUUUAAUACGUAUUAGAAGUAAUUACUACUAAAACACAGUGUGAACAUAAUUGUUGGUAAUAAUUAUUGUACUAAAAUGAAACUUCUGCUUUUGGAUUUUUUUUGUAGUGAAAUUUUUUUGUAAAACAUCUGUACUAAAUCUAGAAAUUAUGAACAGACUUAGUUGCUUUAUCCUCAUAAGUUGUUAUCUAACUCUAACUAUAAUUUAAGAUUACUGAGUUCAUUAUUACUGUGAAAACACAUGAAUAUGAUUAAAGAACUCUUGCAAAUUAGAAAACUUUAUAAUGAAAUCACUAAUGAUAAUAACUACGAUAAAAUCAAUCUUCAGUUAAACUUAGAAGUUUCAUUUCUAUAUAAUUAUCGAUUUUCUUCACACUAGUAACAAAAUUUGACCAAAAAAUGAAACAAACAUUUACUUAGAACCAAAUAAUCAUACUGCCGAUAUCUCAGAAUAUCUGAUGUGGAUCAAAUUUCGAAUCUAAAAUUCUAGCAUAAUGAUGUGAAUCAAAGAAAAACAUAAAAAUAAAUCAAAUCUAUAUAGUAUACCUAUACGUAUUUCAAACUAUAAA